This is a messenger RNA of Lates calcarifer (barramundi perch), 5990 nucleotides long. It is a transcript of the gene lrfn5b, whose product is annotated as leucine rich repeat and fibronectin type III domain containing 5b. Lineage: Eukaryota; Metazoa; Chordata; Actinopteri; Centropomidae. The record is from RefSeq and is a predicted model, not a curated record. The coding region runs from base 2548 to 4944 and encodes 798 amino acids. The transcript has 8 exons. Gene Ontology annotation, molecular function: protein binding.
GUAAAAGCCAAUCACAUAGCGCAAUAUACCAGCCGCCCUAAAUUACAAGAAGCUGAUUGGCUUCCCUUAUAAACAACAACUUGAGAUGACUCUGUCACUUGGUUGAUCUCUAAAAAAAACCUUCCUUGGAAACUUUGGUGUUAAAAACGUUGCCAAGUUGCCUUAACAAUGCUCGACCCCCCCCCCCCCGCGGCACAACAUUUAAAUAAAGAAUUAAUGAUUUCACUUCGGUCGAUGAAGAAAAACAUUAUUAUUAACACCUAGUGGCAGGUAACAGUUUCCAUGGCAACAUGUUUACAGGCAACAUGGACUUCCUACAGUGGAGUUGUCAUGAUGUUGCAAGAUGGAUUGAGUCUUUAGGAUUUCCACAGUACAAAGCAUGUUUCACCGACAACUUCAUCACUGGAAGAAAGCUCAUUUAUGUAAAUUGCAUCUACUUGCCAAGACUCGGAGUCACUGAUUUUAAAGACAUGCAGGUCAUCUCUGCUCGUGUGCGCGAGCUGCUGGGAAUCACAGAGACCCUGUGGAGUCGCAGCAUCGCUGACCCUCGACAGGACAGCAUGGGCCUGUUCUUGGAGAAAAAGAGCCACACAGGUGAACAGGCGGACGCCCUCACUUACCAGGAGUUCCUGGAUGACAUGUGUCGGUGAGAGAGAGAGAGAGAGAGCCCAACGUGAAUCACAAGAGUAAAGGAGCACAGUCAAAACCAAGACAUGUCAGUGUCAUUUUAUAUCACCAACUGUCAGCUCAUGAUGACUCCAAUGAGACACUCACAGUAGGUCACAUGCAGGCCUUUGACAUUAACACUUCCCACCAGCAAAAUGCUUGUAUGUCUGCUGGUAAUAUCAGAUUUUCUUCUGUAAUAUCAGAUUUUGUGCAGGUUGUCAGCAUGUGCUCAGUGUGAAAAUCACAUCUGAAAUUAAUGACUGAAAAUCUACUGACUACCUGGUGACCUCACAACAAAGAGAAUGAAACAACAAAGCCUUCGUCACACAUGUAUCAAUGAUUUUGUGCACACAGCACGCACACGCACUAGGAUAAAAAGACUUCUUCUGAAUAACUAUGAAUGCUUAAACCAUUUAGCCUAUUCCUAUUGAUCUCAAGUGGUUGUGUUGUAACUGGAUGGAGCUAUCGAUCUGGAGUAGAACUCCUCUGGGUAAUUCUCUGGAUGACAACAAACACCUAUUUCCAAAGUGCCAGGAGGCUACAAGAGCAGUAUAGGUCAUCGUUCUUGGGAAUAAAAAAACACUGACUCUGCGAGUCCAAGAAGACUACUGCACCACUGUACUGUAAAAGACUUAUGCACAUAUAGUCUACUUUGCCAACUUGCACAAAAGGCCAUAGGAUCAUUGCAUCAGAUAGUGAUAGGUUGAGUGCCAAGCAGACCCACAGGGAGCCAGGGCUUUCAGUUUCAGCCAACUCAACACUUUCUUGCCAAUAAUCUAUGUAAUACAUGCAGGAAUAUUCAGCUAUAGGCUGCUAUAUUUGGCUUGAGCUGGACCAGAUGUACUGUACAGCAAAGGUUUUAUCAAAAGGAAUGGAUGGAUUUUCAAUGAGAGUGUUGUUCAGGCCUGUUCUGGUUAUUGCCUGGUUCAUUUUGUUCAUCCCCUUCAUGUCCAAAUAUGAUAAACAUUUCUAUGAUCUUAUUUCAUUUCAUUUAAUUCUUAGAGAAUAUUAUGGGCAUACUGCAUUUUCGUGCAGUAGAGUUCAGUCUACAUGAAUAAAUUAUGAUGCCUGCCUGUGAGAUAGGCUGGGAGGCACUGCAUCUGUCUAUGCACACAAAUGGUCUCUGUGCAGCUCGGAGCGCACCGAUUACCAUUCCGAGCACAGCACCUCUGGUCAGAAAUGGAGCCGGGUCGGUGGUUGACAGUCGUCCGGGGGCAGAAGGGGGGGAUAUAUUAUGGCAGCAACCUUUCAGUCAAUCUGGAUUAACUCGCGCUGAGCCCUGCGUCGCCAGCAACAUCCCACCCUCCCACCCCCCGUGAAAGCGAUACGAACAUCUGGCUGGAUUCAGCACAGCACCAGUCACUCACUCAGCGCCGUAGAUAUUAAAAGGCAAGCCUGUCGCUACAAAAGGCGUUUUCUCUUCUGGAGGUGCAUACAGGCGGCGGGUGCGCAGUAGAGGAGGCGAUCCCGCACAGCUGCAGCCUCGAAGCCACACCGGGACCCCUUCAGGUUGCGUUUUCUAGUUUAUUUUUUUUUCACCAAAGAGAGAGAGAGAGUGAGGGAGAGGGGGGGGGGGGGAUCUGAGUUACAUUUCUCCGAUUUGAGAGGGGGGCUGAUCGCAGAGGAAUCGUCCUUUAUCUGCUGCUCAUGGAUUUCUUGAAGGGCAUCGCUGGUUUCGCAGGCCGUCACAUGUUAUAGGAGCCAAGACGCGUGUUUCGGGACACCUGAAUUAUCUCUAAGAGACACCGUCGGUCCCAUUUUAGGCAAGCCGCUCUCAGCAUGCUCUCAGCCCUCCUGGGAGGAAAUAAGCUCAAACCCACCCUCCCUUGACUUGGCUUAAUGUUUCAUUUGCAAGGUGUAUUAACCUGACUGAAAAGCCAAAUGGAGUCUCUCCUGGUUUAUCUGAUAGUUCUUGGUGUGGCUGUGAAGGCCCACAAAGUUCAAAUAUGCCCCAAACGCUGUGUCUGCCAGAUGCUUAACCCCAACCUGGCAACUUUGUGCGAUAAAAAGGGGCUACUGUUUGUGCCCCCAAACAUCGACAGGCACACAGUGGAGAUGCGUCUUGGAGAUAACUUUGUAACGAGCAUCAAACGCAAAGACUUCGCUAACAUGACCAAGCUGGUGGACCUGACCCUCUCUCGGAACACUAUUGGUGCCAUCGCGCCGCAUGCCUUCAAAGACCUAGAAAACCUACGAGCUCUUCACCUCGACAGCAACCGGCUAACCCGCAUCACCAACGAUACCUUCAGCGGCAUGUCCAAGCUGCACCACCUCAUCCUCAACAACAACCAGCUCACCCACAUCCACAUGGGGGCCUUCAAUGACCUCACAGCGCUGGAGGAGCUGGACUUAUCCUACAACAACUUGGAAAGUGCCCCAUGGGUGGCCAUUCAGAGGAUGUCCAAUCUCCACACUCUCAAUUUGGACCACAACAUGCUCAGCUACAUCCCAGAGGGCACCUUCUCUGGCCUGCAGAAGCUCAAAAGGCUGGACGUGACCUCCAACAAGCUCCAGAAGCUUCCUCCUGAUCCUAUUUUCCAAAGAGCAGGGGUCCUAGCCACCUCUGGGAUAAUGGGACCCUUGUCGUUUGCGCUGAGCUUUGGGGGGAAUCCUCUGAGGUGUAACUGUGAACUGCUCUGGCUGCGGAGGUUGCGGAGGGAGGAUGAUCUGGAGACCUGUGCUUCACCGCAACACCUUGCUGGACGCUAUUUCUGGACUGUUUCAGAGGAAGAGUUCCUGUGUGAGCCUCCUCUUAUCACCAGGCACUCUCAGGAGCUGCGAGCUUUGGAGGGUCAGAGUGUGACUCUGCGUUGUAAGGCCAGGGGCGACCCCGACCCCAUUAUACACUGGAUCGCCCCUGACGGACGCCUUAUGUCCAACUCUUCCAGGGCCACAGUCCACACAGACGGCACGUUGGACAUCCUCAUCAGCACUGUCAAGGACUCCGGCUCCUUCACCUGCGUGGCCUCCAACCCGGCCGGUGAGGCCCAGCAGACGGUGGAUCUGGUCAUUGCUAAACUCCCUCAUAUCACCAACAACACAGUCGCAGAGCAGGAGCCUGACCCCGGAUCAUCAGAUAUAGCUACAGUGACCAAGACUGGGCCAGAGGCAGGAGGGGUGCCUCUGGGGAAUGCGAAGACGAGCCAGGAGAAGAAAGUAGUAAUUGCUGAGGCCACAUCCACUUCAGCCCUGGUCAAGUUUAACUUCCAGAGGAGUAUUCCUGGAAUCCGCAUGUUCCAGAUCCAAUAUAAUGGGACAUAUGAUGAUUCACUGGUAUAUAGAAUGAUACCCCCGACCAGUAAGAACAUCUUGGUAAACAACCUAGCGGCGGGCACACACUAUGAUCUGUGUGUGCUGGCCAUCUAUGACGACCAGGUGACGGCGCUGACGGCCACCAGGGUGAUAGGCUGUAUCCACUUCACCACGGAGCCGCAGUACCUGAGAUGUCAUUUCAUGCAGUCCCAGUUUCUCGGUGGCACCAUUGUGGUUAUCAUCGGGGGGAUCAUCGUGGCCUCAGUUCUUGCUUUUAUCAUCUUCCUCAUUGUGCGCUACCGGGUGUGUAACCAAGGAGAUGCAGAUAAGGCUCUGGAGAUGGGGGAUAUUCGGUCACUGAGCAGUGAUGGACAGCUACAGGGCUGUGGGAUUCCCAAGUCCCUCUCCAAGCAGGUUCUACGUCCAGAGAAGAGUGACAAGGACUGCCUCAGAGUUGCCCUGCCGCCCCCGGAACCAGCCAAGCAGCGACCACCAGUUGUUGUAGCCACCACCAAGCCCUCUGUCCCAGACUGCACUGUGUCUACCUCUGCUGCCAGUCAUAGCUGGCACCCGGCCUCCCCGGGCGCUCCGAGGCCCAAACGUUCCACUGCUCCACCAAAACCCUCAGAGGCUCGCCGAGCCGAAGCUCAGGCAGAUGUCGAGCUGGAUAACAUGAACCGCAAUAACUCAUCAGAGAUCAAAAUGGCCACCGCCGUCGCACUGGCUGUUCCCGGCCAGCCAACCAAAUGGACUGCCGUCCCCAGGGGCCCGCGGCCCCACCAGGCCUCCCGGCAUUACAUGACUGUGCCCGCAGGAGGGGUGAGGGUGAACCGCAGGCAUUCCCUCAAUGCAGACUCAUACACGGAGCGCUGCUACGUGGCCUACCCCAAAACCGGGGCCAGCCUGCGCUCCAAACGCAGCCUGUCGAUGAGCGGGGAGCUGCCACAGCUCAAGAGCACAACAAACAUUCACCGGGCCAGGGACAAGCUCUCCAGGUCUGAGUGGCUUCUGGAGAGCACUUUAUGAUUUGGAGUUUAUGACCUGCGUUCUCUUGUUUUCUCGGAUUGGAUUUGUGGCCUGUUGUGGAACAGACAGGGAUUUUAUGCCUUGUUUUGAGCUUUUGUGCUCUCCACUGAGGGACCUGUAAGCUUCUCUCAUAUAUUUGGGGGCAAGGCAGGCAUACAGGGUUGUGGAGAAAGUUUCACAUUUGUUUUCUACCCUAUAACCUAUCAAAGUCUUCUUUAUAAUGACUUUUGAUCUAACUUUGAUGAAAGGCACAACAAUGUAUAAAACAACUCAUGUACAAAAAUGUUUAGUUGUGUGAGAUACUGUAUAUCUCAAUACAACCAUAUGUGUUCAUGUGGUAUUGAAUGCAGUAAUCUGGACAUACUGUAUCAUAACAAAGAGAGAAACAUGCAGGGGGUGGGGUUAUUAUACUCACAAUCUCAUCGCCUGUUACUUAAAGUGAUACAAUCUCUGUAGACUUUGAACAUGAUUCUUGUCUCCAGCUCUACAGACAGAUGGUGACAUGUCUUAAUUACCUUGGCGGUAGUUUGGAGAGAUUACGAAUGUGCUUUACAUCCCAGAGGUGUUGGAACAGAAUGUAGUAGACAGACAGUCCAUCUUUUCAUCACUCGACACUCCCAGACACAGCACAAUGCAGCAUUUUUGUGGCACAAGUCGACUCAGCCUAAUACUGCCCUCCGGUUUGAAUCGAUACAUUUUUAUCACAUAAUUACAUAAAGACUCGACUCUGAUAGGAUUUCUGUCGUGACUGAUUUGAGCGACAAUUGAACCAAUACCAACACCAUGACAGGUGCGGGAAGUAAUCUGAUAUUACGCGUGGAUGAGAUCCAGAGGAAUGGUUCAUUUCCAUAUUUUUUACUUACUGACGUUAUCAUGUCACGCCGGUGACAACCAUUGUAAAUUAACUUGUCGAUGUACGAGAAACGAUAAUCAUACGUAGGGUACGGGAGGACGCCAGCUCUUGAUUUUGCUGUUGUUUCUGUUUGAUGUUUACCAGUAUAAAUAAACCAGUGAUAAAUGGGACCUAUUCCGAUUUAUCUUAUUUU